Molecule: messenger RNA, 1302 nt
Organism: Cryptosporidium muris RN66
Lineage: Eukaryota; Apicomplexa; Conoidasida; Eucoccidiorida; Cryptosporidiidae
Exons: 1
Coding region: 1-1302 (433 amino acids)
Source: RefSeq, a predicted model, not a curated record
AUGGGUACCUUUGGUACCACAUUCAAUAUAUCUUUGUUUCUUAGUUUAUUUUAUAUAUUAGGAAACAAUAUUUUAAUUGGUCAUAUCUUUAAUAUAUCUUUUCUAGAGUAUAAUAAUAAACAAUUAAGUCCUAAUCAGGAAAAGAUUCAAAUACUUCAGGAUCAUUGCUUUCGUUUGGCAAAAUGUCAAGGAAUGGAAAGUAGUAUAACUCCUCUUGAUGUAGGAUUAUGCCAACAUUGCAAAUUAAUAGUUCCUACAUCUGAAUGUCCUAAUAUUCCUCUACCAAAUAAUAAUGUGAAAAUUCUAAGUUCAACUAUAUCAUCUUAUUUUAUUAGGAUUGAUAAAGAUAAUGAAUAUGAUAAUAAUAAUCAAGUCAAAAUUUCGAUGUAUCGAAGACAUGACAAAUCUAAAAAGGUACCGAAUUCAAGAUUUGGCACUUAUAAAAUCGUUGCACAUUUUGAUGAAGUAAAAGAUAUUGAUAAGUGUACUAUUGAUAUUAAUGGAUAUUAUAAUUUGAUGUAUGAAAUUUAUAUUUUUCACGAUCCACUUUCAUUUAAAAGUAGUUAUAAUUAUGUAGACACGGAAAUCAACAUAAGUUUGGGAAAUUCCUUUAAGGAAAUAACUGAGGAAUAUAUAAAUUAUCCAAUGCAUUUAAACUGGAAGAUAAAAUCAGAUAAUGGCAAACAGGCCUUUUAUUUUAUAAAAAGAUAUGGCAAAAAGAUUAAAAAAGAGGAUAUUUUAAAAUAUGAAACAUAUGCAUUUUUGCCAAUAGGCGCUAUGGGACUGUCUUCCUCAUUACUGGAGAUUACAUGCAAACCUGAUGAGAUGUGUAAAGACACUAAUAGCUUAGAACCAUGUAUUAGAAUUUCAUGUUUAACUGGGCCUAAAUUACCCAAGAAUAAUGAUAAUAUAUAUACUAAUUAUCAGAAAGAAAGAAAGAAAUCAGUAUAUGAUGUAAUAAUUGCUGUCAAUCAUCUAAAAACUCUAGUGACCUCUGAAACUGAGUAUAUCACUCUUAUUAGAAUAUUUAAUGAAUUACUUAUUAAAUCUUUGGAGGAAAAAGUAAACAAUGGUAUAAUAACAUGGGGAUGUAAGAUAAAGAUGACCAAGUGGUUGAUAGGAAUGAAUAAUAUAUUGGGUAUACUCCCUCUAGAUAUUAAUGAUUUAAAGAUUGAAAAUAAAGAUGAAUUAACAGGGAGUAAAGCUGUAAAGAUAAAUGAAUAUAUAGAUAUAUAUAAGGAUCAGGAGAAAGAAGAGAUGAUUUCAGAUUACACUAUUAUAGAACAAAAUCUACCUAGAUGA